UAUAAAUUAAAUGUGCCAAUUAGAUAAAAUAAUUUCAAGCAAUCGAUAAAAUUGUCAGGAUUGCGAUUUAUCUUUUUAACGAUUGGUCUCUCGCUGUGUUUAUUCAUUUAUUUACUAGCAAAAGGACUUUUCUAGGCACAUAUGGUCGAUGGCAGCGCCUUGGAAACCUGUUUGACGACAACCACAACCAUCGAGGAAGAUUCCUUCGUACCGACAAAAAUAGUUGCUCGCAAACGCGGCUUAUAUUGUGCACAUGCGAUCCGCACAUCGGCGCGCCGUAAUUGGAAGAUUCCAGCAUCUAAGAAACAAAGCAUCGCAGCAUCCUGGGAGAUUCCUGUAUCACGUAUAGAGAAACCCUGGACUCAGGUUCAACAGACCGGUAAGAACAUCGUGACGGAAACUGUAGACAGUUAUAUCAUGAAUCGAAUGCGUCAUUUUCACAGCAUCACGAUUCUUUUGUCCGUUGUUGUUCCUUAUCUUUUUUCUAUCCUUUUCUUUCUUUCUUUGAGUGGUCACCGAUACGAUACGAUUUCGUCACGUUUUGGCAGGAGCCUGUAGGACAUUUGUAUCUCAAUAGAAAAAGAUACCCGGGACAAUUAAAGUCACCCGAAAGUCAUCGUAGCGAUGGAAAAAUUCUUGUCAAUCACGAAGAGAAAGGUUAAAUGAGGUUGUAAGGUCUGGAUCGUAAAGGUCCAUUCAGUUCCUUCUAACAGGUAUACAGAAGCGUUAGUUAGCAAAUGCGUAACGUAAUAGGACUCUUCGUCUAGCGGAACAAUGGAGGACGUGACGGCCUCUUUAAUGCGAAUUGACGCGUGAUCAACAUGUAGGAUAUUUAUGUAUGGAAACGGGUUUCCCACGUGGUCUUGAAGUUUUUCAUAAAUUUGAAUUGCGCGCGGUGUCACGCCGUGACGAUAAGCGCUUUAAAGACAGUUAGAUAGACGUCCCGCUUGGCUAUGAUCCAAGGGAAGAAUUCCGCUAUUGGUAUUGGCCGAUGACUUUCCGAAGGAUUUCUAACUGUCCCUGCGACCUCAGUUGACCAGAAUGGCUUCUUCACGGAUGGAUCUUUUGAUAGGUAACAGUCGCUUUGAUUUUUAUUCGAUUACCGUAUCGCUUCGACACGCCAUCGUCAACGAGCAAGCGUGUCGGAUGUCUUUGGUGUUCAAUGAAAGAAAA
Messenger RNA from Cephus cinctus (wheat stem sawfly), 1173 nucleotides. RefSeq lists its product as uncharacterized. The transcript is spliced from 2 exons. The record is from RefSeq and is a predicted model, not a curated record. The coding region runs from base 142 to 558 and encodes 138 amino acids. Lineage: Eukaryota; Metazoa; Arthropoda; Insecta; Hymenoptera; Cephidae.